This is a messenger RNA of Kluyveromyces lactis, 1674 nucleotides long. RefSeq names its product U4/U6-U5 snRNP complex subunit SNU66 (gene SNU66). NCBI's taxonomy places the organism in Eukaryota, Fungi, Ascomycota, Saccharomycetes, Saccharomycetales, Saccharomycetaceae. Gene Ontology annotation, cellular component: U4/U6 x U5 tri-snRNP complex. The record is from RefSeq and is a predicted model, not a curated record. Bases 1 to 1674 code for a protein of 557 amino acids. The transcript has a single exon. Gene Ontology annotation, biological process: maturation of 5S rRNA; mRNA cis splicing, via spliceosome.
AUGGGUAAGAUUACUUCUAUAUCUUUGGAAGAAACAAAUCGAAUUAGGGCAAGUUUAGGUUUGAAGACUAUACCUAGGCCCACUGAGACGUCAACAGAAUCAAAAGAAGGUGCAUCUGAUACAAAUAGGAAAGUACGAAGAUCUAGUCAGCUAAGUUCACGUCCCUCCGAAAAGGAUUGUGCUUCUGGAAAAAUAAAUGGAAGCGCUCAAGAUCGUGAUAAAAAGAUUGGUCAACUAAAACAAAGAAUAUAUGAAUCAAAGGAAGCAGUGGACCAAAGAGCGACUACUGAUAAAGAAUCUAUUGAUGACUGGCUUUCCAAAAUUGGGAAACCUAUCACUCACAAAGAAUCUUCUGCUGAAAAUGCUACUGUACAUGAUGACAUUACGCAUCACCAUAUCCCAGUAUCAGAUGAACUGAAAUCUAUUGCUGAACAGAAAGCAGUCAUUUUUACAUUGAAAGAAACUUCAGUGACAAACGACGAAGAGAAUAUUGAUGACGAAAACAUAUUAGAGAAUGAGAAGCUAGUUCAUGAUAAACAGGAUGCCAAAAAUCUUAAGCUACGGCAAUUGAAUAAAGAUAGAAAACUAAACAAAAUCUCCAUCUUUGAUUACAGCGAUGAGGCUAAUGAUACAAACUCAAGAUCUGACAUACCAUUACACGACUCCUUAGUAAAUGAUAAACCAUUACCUGUUCACCAGUCUCUCCCUAAGAGGGUCAAAAUUGAAAGUGACUCAGAUGAUGAGCAACCAUAUCAAGAUUACGCACCAGUCAAGAUUAAAAGGCGAAAGAAGAAAUCAAAUCAAAACCAGAAACCGAGAAGAAUAGACACAGCGAGAAUGGUGAAAGUUGAUCUUUUGGAAGAUGAUGAGGAUUUCUCAGACCGGCCAAUUCAGGCAGUUGUCAAAGUCAAACAGAAACGCAGUAAUGAGGAAAUAACAGGGAUAAAGAAUUCAUUGGAGUUGGAAAAACUCGAAGGACAGCAAAGAAGCAAAGGAAUUCAUAUGUUGAACAAUAGUGAUAAAGGAAUUCUUCUGGAUGAAACCGAUGAAUUUUUGGAUUCUUUGAAGGCGAACGUUCUUGACAGAGAACCUGUUAAUGAUGAUUUGCCCAUAAAAAUCGAUUUGAAACCAGUGCAAAAAGAUAAAACGGGAACUAUUCCAGCAACAUUAGUCACCGAUAACGAUAUCACGCAACCUGAUUUCUCAGGAGGUGUGGCAGGAAUGUUGAACUUCUUGAAGGAACGAAAUAUAAUUAAGCAAGACGAUCGCCCCAAUAUGGGAAGCGACAGUAAAAAACACGGAACGGAUGUCAGGAAAGAGUUUGAGAUCUUAAACGGCAUUGUGAAUUCCCUUAAGACUGUUGACGAAAAGUUGGACUCCAAUGAUGUAAACUUUUCUGAGGACGAAUUGCGUAAGAUUAAAGCUGCGCAAGCGGAAGAAAUGGCAUUGAAAAUUCAACGUAUACAAGAGGAAAAACUAAGAGACUACAACCCAACGGUCGAACUCGCAUAUCAGGAUUCCGAGGGUAAUGAGUUGAAAACUAAAGAGGCCUAUAAACAACUUUCUCAAGCAUGGCAUGGGACAAAAUCCAGUAAGAAGACUUUGGAAAGACAACGGAAGAAAAUGGCGGACAGAAAGAAACAAUUGGAAAGAGACUCAUACUUGGGACUAUAG